AUGAUUAAAAAUCAUAAUCAGGACAUCAUCACUCCUCCUGAGAUAUCUUCGAACAGGGUAGAGCUCAAAAAAAAUAUCACCCUUUUCAAUGGCAUAAACAUCAUAGUCGGUUCCAUCAUCGGUUCGGGCAUAUUCAUCUCUCCCACAGUAGUCUUCAAUAACAGUGGGGGCAGUGUAGGAGUCAGCCUAAUCGUAUGGCUAGUUUGCGGCUUGAUAUCCAUUUUGGGAGCUCUGUGUUACGCGGAACUGGGCACGACCAUUUCUCGGAGUGGCGGGGAAUACGCUUACAUGCUCGAGAUAAUGGGACCCCUGCCAGCUUUCCUAUUCCUAUGGGUAAAUUUACUGGUCACUAGACCCGUAGCCAGCGCCAUCAUUUCCUGGGCUUUCGGGUAUUACAUGGCGCAAUUAUUCUUCUGCACGCCCGAUGAUUUACUUCUGACUCCUGUAGCCAAAUUGAUCGCCGUGUUCGGAUUACUGUUGCUAAGUUUCAUUAACUGUUUGAGCGUCAAAGUAGCCAUGAAAUUACAAGACGUUUUCACGGUCGGAAAAUUGCUAGCAUUAGCUUUCAUCAUAUUGACUGGAUUAUGGAAGUUGAUCGAAACCAAGGGGAAACCAUUUCAAAAUAUGUUUGAAGGCGGCAAUUACAAUUAUAGACGGUUGCCUACGGCAUUGUUCUCGGGACUAUUCGCGUAUGGCGGUUGGAAUAAUCUAAAUUACGUGAUUGAAGAAUUGAAAAAUCCUAAUAGAGAUUUACCCCUAUCCAUUAUCAUUGGACUUCCUUUAGUAACAAUAAUUUACACCUUAACAAAUGUCGCCUAUUUUGCCGUAUUAACACCUAUGCAAAUGCAAGCUUCCGUGGCUGUAGCCUUUGAUUACGUGCACGCCAUAUUCCCAAACAUUUCGUGGUUAUUGCCAAUUUUUGUUUCUUUAUCGGCAUUGGGAAGCGUUAACGCAAUUUUAUUUACCUCGGGCAGGAUAGUUUAUUCCGGGGCAAGGAAUAAUCAACUUCCGAAAAUAUUCGCGAUGAUCCAUAUAAAACGUUGCACUCCCGUUCCAUCUAUUAUAUUAUUAGCUAUUAUAUCAUUACUGUUUUUGACCGCUCGCGAUAUAACAACUUUGAUUGGUUACUUCAAUUUUAUGCUCUUUUUAUUCGUCGGAAUAUGUAUCGGGUGCAUAAUAUAUUUACGAAUCAAACACCCGGAAAUGCCUCGACCAAUUAAACUCAAUAUAGGUCUACACAUAACGUUUUUGGUAAUCUGCCUCUUUUUCGUGAUAGUUCCCAUUAUAAAUAAUCCGAUCGAAAUGGUUAUAGGGACCUCAAUAGUAUUAUCAGGUAUACCGGUAUUUUAUGUCGCGUUUCGAACGAAGAUAAAAAAUAACAAAUGCGUAUCCAUCGGAAGGAAAGUGGAGAUGUUCUUACAAAAAAUUUUGAUGGUCGUACCUUCGGAUAAAGAUUUAUAG
Messenger RNA from Gordionus sp. m RMFG-2023, 1461 nucleotides. RefSeq names its product large neutral amino acids transporter small subunit 1-like. Gene Ontology annotation, molecular function: L-amino acid transmembrane transporter activity. NCBI's taxonomy places the organism in Eukaryota, Metazoa, Nematomorpha, Gordioida, Chordodea, Parachordodidae. Gene Ontology annotation, cellular component: membrane. The record is from RefSeq and is a predicted model, not a curated record. The coding region runs from base 1 to 1461 and encodes 486 amino acids. The transcript has 11 exons. Gene Ontology annotation, biological process: amino acid transmembrane transport.